Molecule: messenger RNA, 3640 nt
Organism: Megalobrama amblycephala (Wuchang bream)
Lineage: Eukaryota; Metazoa; Chordata; Actinopteri; Cypriniformes; Xenocyprididae
Gene: tmtopsb
Product: teleost multiple tissue opsin b
Exons: 4
Coding region: 1330-2532 (400 amino acids)
Biological process (GO): visual perception; G protein-coupled receptor signaling pathway
Cellular component (GO): membrane; photoreceptor outer segment
Molecular function (GO): G protein-coupled receptor activity
Source: RefSeq, a predicted model, not a curated record
UCUUCCGUAGAAAUGAAUAAGACUGAAAAAAAAAAAAUACAAAUUCACGUCUGUAGAUGACAAAUGUGAUGUUUAACUAAAUUUAUUUUUCCUUAUUGAUAUGGUUGAAUUGGAUUAUCGAAGGUCAGUAGUAAAGACAUAGGUUAAUAAAGUGAGAUUAAAUGCAUAAAGUAAAUGUGUUAAUAAAGUUGUAUUUAAUAAACUUGCAUUACUUGUUUGAAAAAGCAACUCCGAAAUUUUGUUGUAAAUUUAAAUGUUGCAUUACUUUAGUUAUUUGUAAUCUGAUUACAAAAUUUACGUUACUUGUAAAGCGUCACCCCCAGCACUGAUUUUGAGAACAUCUUUGAUUAGCAAAAUUUCAUAUGAUUAAUUAGUAUCAUUGCUAAGAAAAUGACAGAUAUUAUGAGCAUAUUCAUUAUUUAUUGUCUAAACUUAUUGCAAGAGUUCAUUUGUGUAGGAUGCAUAUGUGAAAGCAUUCAUUAUUUUCUCUGAUUAGUUCAACAAAAACAGUAAAAAUUAGUGGAAAAAUAUAAUACAAGUGUAAGUUUUCUGUUUUGAUGUAAACUGUAGUUACACAACCAUUUUAAAAUAAUAAUAAAAAAACAUAAAACUGCAGGAAUUUGCUCAUGAAUCUAGUGUAUUGUGCUUAUCUGGUAAUUAGUGCACCUGCUUUAUAAAGCGAGUUUCCAUGUUGCAUAGCCUAGUACAGUGUAAAAACAACGUGGCUGGUUCAUGUGGCUGGUUUUAAGUACUUCAUGGUUAAAUCAAGUAUAAAUACCUUUCCACAUGUUUACUUUUUACUGUGUAGAUUCCAGUAUGCCUAUAGGCAUAUAGACCUAGGUCUAUAUACAUACUAGAAUCGACACAGUCAAAAGCAAUUAAGGUAAAAAGCACUUAAUUGCAUUGUUUUCACCAAAAUACAAUGAAGCUAAUUAUAUACCUUUAAGGGUUAAAUAGAUAUUUGACCCUCAAAGGUAUAAUUAGCUUAACUGCAUUUGGUGAAAAAAUGAGGAAUGGCUUUAAGGGUGAAAAAAGAAAGAGGAAAGAAUGGCAUAUUGGCAAAAAAUCGAUGGCUUGAGAUGUAGACGUCAGCUAGGCGGGGGGUAAUAAAAACUCCCAUUCAUCCCAAGGAGGGGCAUAAUUGGCUUGACCACAUCUUGAAACCUCUCUCUGUGUGGCAAUAAUGUACUUCUGCAUUUAGCGUUUGGUGAACUCCAGUCCCACUGAAAUAAUGGGUUAGAAAACCCUCCACCGACUUUACAAAGCACAGACUUUCUUUUCAAAACAAAACUGAUUAAAUCCUUUACAUAAGCCAUAAUUAAUGGUGCAAUGAUUGAGUCCAACAUGAGUCGGAGUUGCGCGUGGUGCGCUGGAGGAGGUGACGGGACCAGCGCGCAUUUGGAUGAGAAUCGCUCAGAACACAGUCUGAGCCCGACGGGACACUUGGUGGUCGCGGUGUGCCUUGGAUUCAUCGGAACUUUCGGGUUUCUCAACAACACGCUCGUUCUCAUUCUGUUCUGUCGCUACAAAGUGCUGCGCUCGCCCAUGAACUGUCUUCUGGUGAGCAUCGCAGUCAGUGAUCUGCUGGUGUGCGUCCUCGGCACUCCGUUCAGCUUUGCCGCCAGUACGCAGGGACGGUGGCUCAUCGGACACGCGGGAUGCGUGUGGUAUGGCUUCAUCAAUUCAUGCCUGGGCGUUGUGUCUCUAAUCUCCCUGGCGGUGCUCUCUUACGAGCGCUACUGUACCAUGAUGGGGGCCACGCAGGCUGACUCUACCAAUUACAGAAAGGUGGCUAUGGGUAUUGCCUUCUCCUGGUUUUAUUCCAUGGUUUGGACUCUUCCUCCGCUGUUUGGAUGGAGCUGCUAUGGUCCGGAGGGUCCCGGCACCACCUGCAGUGUCAACUGGGCCGCCAGGACGGCCAACAAUGUGUCUUACAUUAUCUGUCUGUUUUUCUUCUGCCUUAUUCUCCCUUUUAUCGUGAUUGUCUACAGCUAUGGCAGACUCCUUCAGGCUAUCACACAGGUGAGCCGGAUCAAUACAGCAGUCAGUCGUAAACGGGAGCAGCGUGUGCUCUUCAUGGUGGUCACCAUGGUGGUGUGUUACCUGCUGUGUUGGCUGCCCUACGGGAUUAUGGCCCUGCUAGCCACAUUUGGGCGGCCCGGCCUGGUCACACCCGCAGCCAGCAUUGUUCCUUCCCUGUUAGCCAAGACCAGCACCGUCAUAAACCCCAUCAUCUACAUCUUCAUGAACAAACAGUUUUGCAGAUGUUUCCAUGCACUCGUCAUGUGCACCACCCCAGAGAGAGGCUCCAGCUUUAAAAACUCCUCCAAAGUCACCAAAACUCUCAGGACAGUGCGACGCGCCAAUGGCCAUAAUGUGACCUUCGCGGUGGCCUCGGCUGGCCGUCCUACUAUCUGUGCCCCAAACAGCGGAGGGCAGAAAAGUUCCUCAGACUGUGAGAAACCCUCUCCUGCUGUGGGUCAGGGCACCAACAGACCUGUUGUCUCUCUUGUGGCCUAUUACAAUGGUUGAGCUCAUACAGUCAGACCAAACCAGCACUAAUACAAUGGAAUCGGAGGUGACGGAGGUCACGGAUUGCGUAAAAAGAAAAGAGAGUUGAUAAGUGGGUGUGUCUUGGAAUAUGGAACUAGGACACGCCCCUCACUGACAAUCAAGUCAUGUUGCAUGCAUGACCUUUCUGGGGGGAAAAAAACAAAGAAUGGAUAUUGAAAGUGAACAGCUGGAGAAAGGGAUGACACUAAGUACAAGUAGGAAACGCGCACACGGAUCUAAUUUGAUCAUUUAUUUGAUGUUUCUUCAAUCCUGGAUGUGAAUGUGCUCGCAGAUUUUGGUGAGGUGAAACUGAUGAGCCGGUUUGUUUCUGAUAUUUCGCUACCAGUUCCUUCCUGUGGUUGGACAACAAGUGUAGCACAGAUGUGAUACUUUUCUUACUCUUCUUGUAAGCCUGCUCAUCGUGUGGACAUGUACAAGUACAGUAAGCUCAUGAAGCCCUGUUUGUUAAGGGAUAAGCCUAUAUGUUGCUGAAAUUUAAAGGGGUCAUAUCGUUUUCCUUGAUCUUUUGAAAUACAGUAAUAGAGUUUCAUAACUUCCUCCUCAAUCCAAAAACAGCAUCCGUUAAAUAUUGAACAUUCUGAAGUAGGGGUGUAACGGUACACAAACAUGACGGUUACGUACCUCGGUAUUGAAGUUACAGUUCGGUACGGGUUUGGUACAGCAGGGGGAGAUAAACAUAAAAUUGCUUCUUUUUUCUUCUUUUUUAUUUAACAGUGUUUUAUUGAAUAAGUUGUGUCUCACUCAUUAAAUAAAAUCAACUUCAUCUCAUCUUAUGCUUUAAUCUAUAUACGCGGAGCCCUUUCUUGCACAUUACUAUAAUAUAAAAAGGUUACAAUUAACAACAGAGCCCAAACUAUUAAAUUCAUUUGAUAUUUAAAUUUAGAUAUAAUAAUCAACACUCAUAAUAAUCAAACAUGUAAAUUGCACAGGUUAAGGCAGGUUGCAUUCACUCCUAAAUCUAAUUAUAAAAUUAUUUUUCAAUAUUUUUCUACUCCAAUUCAUUUUUGAAAUAUAAUCAUGUACACAGUUACUGUCAUAACUUGAUUUCAUGACAAAUUUAUUUAAA